AUGCAACAACUGUGGGGUCGUAGGACAUUUUGCAAAGUCGAAAUUUUGCAAAGCUGGAGAGUUGAAAUCUCAUGCUGUGCGUGGACGAGGAUAACGGAAGAGUCAGCAGAUAAGGACAGUGGGGUGACCCAUUUAUUUUCUGUAGAUGAGGAGAUUAGGCAACUCAGGGAGACUCCUAUGUGUCAGGCGAUAGUCGGGGGAAAGAGUUUUUCGUUUAUUAUUGAUUCCGGGGCAGCGGCGAAUAUUGUCUCAAGUAAGCUUUACGAGGAAAUUAAGAGUAAUGUUUCGCUUAAGAAAAUCAGCAAGAAAUUGUAUGCCUUUGGUCAAGAGGACGCGCUUAAGCUGAAAGGCGAAUUUGAAGCGGAAGUUAGUAUCUGUAGCCGGAAAUAUGUUGCAACAUUUUAUGUUUUUGAUGGCAAUGCAUCAGUUAGCAAUUUGAUUAGUCAUAAUACUGCUAAGAAGCUACAAUUAUUGCAUGUAAAUUCAGUUUCAGAACAAGAACAGCAAUGUAACACUAGCCUAGGUUCGGAAAUGAAGUCUAAAUUUCCAGAGUGCUUUUCAGGGGUGGGCAAACUAAAGGGAAAUAAGGUUAAGUUACACAUUGACGAUAAGGUGGAACCGGUUGCUCAGCCAGUAAGACGAUUGCCAUUCGGUUAUCGAGACAAAGUGGCGGAUCUUCUGAAAAGACUACAAGAGGAAGACAUAAUCGAACCAGUGGAAGGUGUAGCAUCGAGAUGGGUAAGCCCUAUUGUGGUAAUUCCUAAGGAAAAAGUGGAAAUUAGGAUGUGCAUUGAUUUGAGGAAGUUUAACCAGGCAGUUUUGCGUGAAAGGUAUCCGAUUCCGACUAUGCAGGAAAUGCUAGUUGAGCUUAAUGGUGCUACAGUUUUCUCAAAGUUAGACCUUAAGCAAGGAUUUUUUCAGUUAGAAUUAGAGGAGGAAUCGCGAGACGUAACCACUUUCAUAACCUAUGUAGGAUUAUUUCGCAUGCAGAGGUUAGGUAUGGGAAUUUGCGGUGCACCAGAGGUAUUUCAGUAUACAGUGCAGAAGGUGUUAGUUGGAUUGCCAGGAGUGUUAAACUUGGCAGAUGACAUAAUGGUAUUUGGUAAAGAUCAGGCUGAACACAAGAAAAGACUAACUAAUGUUAUGAAAAGAUUAUCAGAGAGCGGGUUAACCCUUAAUCCGGAGAAGUGUCGGUUUGGUUUAUCUUCGAUUACGUUUUUAGGACACGUAAUUUCUGACAAAGGGAUAGCUGCAGACCCAGGCAAAGUGGAGUCCAUAGUCAAGGCUAGAGCGCCAGUUAAUGUAACAGAGCUACGUAGAUUCUUAGGCUUAGUUCAGUAUGUAGGCAGGCCAGGCGAGUCUAAUAUUGCCGACCCGAUGUCUAGGUUGAGCUGCAGAGGCAAUGUAGAGAUUCCUGUAGGAGAUGAUACUAGGGAGUAUAUUUCUAUGAUUGUUCAGGAGGCAGUGCCGGAAGCUAUGUCAUGGCAGGAAAUCAAGGCCAGUUCAGAUGAAUGUGAGGUUGUACAAGUAGUCAAGGAAGCAUUUAGGACAGGAAGAUAG
Molecule: messenger RNA, 1560 nt
Organism: Nematostella vectensis (starlet sea anemone)
Lineage: Eukaryota; Metazoa; Cnidaria; Anthozoa; Actiniaria; Edwardsiidae
Exons: 2
Coding region: 1-1560 (519 amino acids)
Biological process (GO): proteolysis
Molecular function (GO): aspartic-type endopeptidase activity
Source: RefSeq, a predicted model, not a curated record